Molecule: messenger RNA, 1788 nt
Organism: Symbiodinium sp. CCMP2592
Lineage: Eukaryota; Dinophyceae; Suessiales; Symbiodiniaceae
Source: the annotation of a GenBank genome assembly
AUGGUUCUGGAAGAGUCCCUUCGCACGCACGCCACGUCGUUUGCGGAGGCGCUGGAGGUGUUGUGCCAGAGACAUAACCUGGACCUGACGAAGCUGGCUGUGACAGGUGUCGCCAUCUUUCUGGCUCUGCACCUCUGGGCCUUCGGCCGGGAUGUAAGGCCACGGCGAGCCUUCGAACAGUGGCGAAACUUCUCCGGCCCAACCUCUGAGAAGCAGCGCCAAAAAGAUGCGCGCAUCGAACGGGAGCUCCAUGCACUUAGAGAGCAGUUUCUCGUGCUGUCCACCUCGUUGUUCUUCCAUCUCCAAUGCCUGGUGAUUCUCUGGCACGUUUUCGAGUUUUGCAGCAGCCCCGGCAUCAGCAGAGCUGUGCAGCUGGCAACAGGCGCUUUCCCAUACUGUAUGCAUGGAGUGAUUGCCCGGCGAAUGAUCCGUUUGACCCCGAGAAGCCUACGUAUCGUGGCGUCGCUGUACUUCCUGAGCUUCAAUUGCUUUGUGCUUCUCCAAUCGGUGGAGCACGGCACGAACGAUCCGGUGGCACAGCAGAUUUACCAGGUCGGCAGUCGGUUCGCCAUGACGAUGAUCUUCAUGGACACAGCUUUCAUCAUGCCAGCGCAGAUCAUCACCUCCUUCUCCGAGUGCUUUGCAUAUUGGAAGUUCAAGGGGGACUUCGCCUUACUCACGUCCUUCAUGAUUGGACAAGGUCUGACUUGCAUCGCGUGCGUUGCUUUCUCGGCGGCCUGUCAGUACACGCUGUACAAGUACAUCGAGGCCUCCCUCGAAUCGGCGGGAGCAGGAUCGAUGGUGGCUGGAUUCCGCGAGGUUUUGCGUGGUAUUUGUGAUGGGGAGGUCCUCUUGGACGCGGACUUCAGGAUCCAGGGGGAAUCCCCCUGCUUACAACACAUCCUCAUGUCCCAGAAGAGCCUCGUCGGCAAAGCCUUCCCGGAGUUGCUGGACGAGGAGGAGCGAAAGAUGUUCCAUGAGUUCAUCAAAUCAUCCACCGAGGCGGCGAGCACCGCUGGUGACGGAUGGGAAGAGGAGUCGUUGGCUGCUAGGCCGUGCCACCGAGUGUCUCUGCGGGGAGCUUGCAACAUCAAGGCCUCUGUGGAUAUUUUCCACGUCCCGGUAGUGGACCAGAUGAAUGAGGAAAUCUUGCACCUCAUCGCGUUCCGCGAGGACAACGAGUCCAAGCACCUGCCGGAGGCAGAAGCAGACAUUGGCAGCGACUGGCUCGAUCUUUUGCGCCGGCAGCAGGACCAAGCCUCCUCACCUGAGCGUGUACUUCGGCACGCGGCAAGCAAAGCUUCCGAGACCUCCGCGGGCUACCUUCUGCCGGCCUGUCCGGAGCUGGCAGAGCUGACUAUUCUAGUGGACAUGGAAUCCGCCCGCCUGGAUAUCGCGCAGGCACAUCUGCGGUACAAGCGUAUCAGCGAUGAUGCCGGAGAAAUGCCUUGCCUGCGAAGCCUCAUACUGCCCACUGACUGGGAGACAGUGCGAGGCAAAGCAGAGAGGUUCGCUCGAAAGAUACGCGAAGGACGAGUAUCCCAGCCGAAGCCAAUGAACGGCCUUCGAAUCAAGAUGCCGAGCGAUCCUCGAAAGUACAUGAUUGCGCGGAAGGCUGAGUUUCUCCCCUGCAUGGCGCAGAACCAGGGGGAGGAGGCUGCUCGGCCACGACAAAAGCUCUGGGUGCAUUUCUCCAACUUCGUCGAAGAGAAUUCACGGGUCCGUUCUCCGCUUGACCUCAUCGGAAUUGGAGAAGCCGGAGCCCGGAGAACCCGGUCAUACGGUUGA